Sorex araneus (European shrew) is the source of this 4223-nucleotide messenger RNA. RefSeq names its product coiled-coil domain containing 14 (gene CCDC14). Gene Ontology annotation, cellular component: centriolar satellite. The record is from RefSeq and is a predicted model, not a curated record. Gene Ontology annotation, biological process: protein localization to centrosome. The transcript is spliced from 13 exons. The coding region runs from base 164 to 2719 and encodes 851 amino acids. Lineage: Eukaryota; Metazoa; Chordata; Mammalia; Eulipotyphla; Soricidae.
UCUCCCCACAGCCGCAGCCACUGUUGCGCAGCCCGCGGCGGGAGCUCGGGGCGUCCGGCGGGCUCCUGUCCGGAAGCGGAAGCUGGGGGCGGGGCCACGGCGCCGGUGGCGGUUGGUUCCGAGCGCCCGGUCGUGCGUCUGCGCUGCGCUGAGGCUGCGAGAGAUGGUCAGGUCCGGCUCCCGACCCGGCCAGGUGGUACCUUCUGGAAAGCAUACUGGACCUGGUAAAUUGGGAAAUGGAAAGAAAGGUAUCCACUUAAGAAAGGUAGCUCGUCUCAAUGCUGAUUCUGGCUGUCCCACCCAUUCUGAUUCAGAAAAUCAGAGUGAAGCUCCCCAAGGGCUUGAUAGGUGUGCUGCUUUGCUGCGGGACAUUUUAAGAAAGGAAGACUCAGAAAUAGCAUAUUCUGAAAACAGAAAUAACCCCAGACUUUUCGAAGGCAAAAGAUAUGGGUCUAAGAGGAAAGUGCAUGAAAAAUGUACUGUUCCUUUAGUCCGGAAAGAAAACUUAUCUUUAGACAAUAAGAAACAGAUACUUAAGGAAGCUUCAAGUGAUAGAGAUUCAUCAGAUGUGGCACAAAAUCAGUCCUUGCAAGAUCAUUAUAGGAUGUAUUCACCUAUCAUCUACCAAGCCCUCUGUGAGCAUGUGCAGACACAGAUGUCAUUGAUGAGUGACUUGCCCACCAGGACCUCUGGAAGUUCCUCUCUACCUUGUCAUACUGUGUCUGAAACUCAGGCAACUCCACGGUCUUGCUCUGGCUUAUCCACUGCUGUCCCAGUCUGGUUUCCUCAGCAGCCACCCUGCCCUCAAAUGGUCCACACUGAAGUUCAGACUGAUGAUGACAACUGUUUUUCAUCACAAACCAAGACACUCUCUGUGAACUCUACUGAUAUUCUGAGAAACUCCUUCAAUUCUAGCUUUGGAGUUCCAUGUGGGUUUCCUAAGAUGGACAAACCAGCUCCUCCUGCGUUUACUAAUGGAACUCUGCCACAGCAAGAGGUUCCCAGGGAACCAGAUCUACUGAAGUGUCUCCAAACAUACAUUAAUUUGUUACGUUCACAUGGAAAAGAGAGCCAACCAGAUAAUCAGGUACCAGGAAGUCCUACUCUGUCACAACCAACUUUCUUGGCUGUGGAUGAGGAAAAAAGUGCCAGAGAAAAAGUUGGAGAGAUCACAAGUGAGGGAAAGGAUUUAAAUACACAUAUGCAAGAUUCGAGAAUGAAGGAUUUGCAGAAGGCAAAAAACGUGUACCAGUGUGCUGAAGAAAUUAGAACUGUAAAAUAUCUGUUGGGAGAGCUCAAGGCCCUGGGAGUAGAACACGGGGAUACAGAAAUUCAGAGACUGAUUACAGAAUUGGAGGCAUGUAUAUCUCUGCUUCCAGCAAUGCAUGAAAACAAAAGUACUCAAGUUGAAAUAGCAAUGGCUGUACAACCAUUGAGAAGUGAAAAUGCUCAGUUACGCAGGCAACUAAGAAUUUUGAGCCAGCAACUUAAAAAACAAGAAGAAACUCAAAAGGCAUCAGGUUCUUUGGAUUCCAACCUUGAAUUGUUUUCGCUUCAGUCAUUGAACAGCUCACUGCAAAAUCAAUUAGAGGAGUCACUGAAGAGUCAGGAAUUACUACAGAAUAAAAAUGAAGAGCUUUUAAAAGUGAUUGAAAAUCAGAAAGAUGAAAACAGAAAGAUUGCUGGUUUAUUUAAAAAAAAAGACCAUAUUUUACUUGAAAAUAAACAGCAAUUUGACAUUGAGAUGACAAGAAUGAAAAUUGAAUUGGAGGAAGCCUUAGUCAAUCUGAAAAGCUCUCAGUUUAAGUUAGAAGCCAUGGAAAAGGAAAACCAGAUACUGGGGAUAACUCUGAGACAGCGUGAUGCUGAGGUGACUCGACUGAGAGAAUUAACCAGAACUUUACAGAGCAGUAUGGCAAAGCUUCUUGCAGACCUCAGUACCGACCACACUCGCUGCAUGCCUGGGAAUAACCUGACCAAAUCUCUUCUGAACAUUUAUGAUAAGCAGCUUCAGCAUGACCCGGUCCCCACCCACACGUCUGUACUGAGCUAUCUAACCCAGCUGGAGACAGACCGCACUUUGACGCCGCCAGAGCCGCUCUCCCCGGUGCCCGCGGGGGAAGCCCUGGGGCCGCGCCCGCCCUUUGCUAGUGCCCGGGCCUCGACGCCCAGCAGCGCCGGGAGUACGGAGGGCCUCUCCCAACUGGGACUCGCCUCCCUGCCGUGCCCAGAGAAGCCCGAGGACGUGGCGGCCGUGUUAGGAGCCCAGUGCGCCGUGGACAGUACCGUGUACAUGCCCUUCGCCAGGAGCACUCCCAAGAGGUCGCUGCCAGCGCACGUGUCCCCGCAGCCCCGCGCGUGCCCGGGCAGCAGCGGCCGGGAGAGAGGGAAGGGGGUGGACGCCGCAGGGGCCGCCGGGCAGCAGUCCAGGCCGCGUCUGGAGGACAAGAAGCUCCUGAAGACCAUCAGGGAAGUGCUCGGCCAGGUCCCUGGCGCCCCGGAGCAGAGCGGCUGGCCCGCGGACGCCAGCAUCUUCGCCUCUGACAUGCAGUCGGACUGGAGCAUCUCUUCCUUCUCCACCUUUACGUCGCGAGAUGAGCAGGAUUUCCGCACCGGCCUCGCCGCGCUGGACGCCAACAUUGCCAGGCUGCAGAAGUCCCUGCAGGUGGGCGUCCUGGAGCGACAAACCCAGCAGGACCCGGCCCACCCUGCCCUGUAGGACGAAGACCUACCCGGGGAUCACCAGUUUACAUGGCCUCCGAGAAGUCAUGCUUGUAUUAAUUAUGUAGGAAACAAUAAAUCGAGUAAUAAAUAGUUGGAAUAUAUUGACACUAGAAUGACACCUGUGGACUUGUCAUCAUAAAAUACGGGCAUUUUCUAAGAAUGAGAAGUUGUAGAAAACUGGGGAGAUGUAAGUAACGUUUUCGUUUUAGUACUUAGAACUUAGUGAUUUUGUUUAUCCUCUUGGAGUAAGGAUGCAGGAUGAAAGAAUUUUCUGAUUGUAAAGGGAAAUAGGAAGGAAGUCUCCGAGUACAAUUUAUUCAAACUAGAGUUUCUUUUUACUUUCAUGAGUUUUGCUAAUUUUUAAUGGCAUUUUUUGUCUUUAUAUGAAAUGCCCUGUUGAUAUCAUUGGCAAAAUGUAUAAACAUUUCUUUUAAGAAUGUGCCAAUAUCUCCACCUCUUCAAAACAUCGUUCCAAGAAAAUACAGAAGACACCCUGAAUCAGCACAUGAUUUUUAAAAACUAUGUGAUUUUUAUUUUUAUCUUGAAUGCGUUUUAAAAAUAAGGUCAGAUUGAUAAAGAAGUGAUAACAGUAAAUGUCUUUUGGAAUUUGGUUUUUUAAGUAAAUAUUUAUUUGGCUGUUCUCAUGACCCUGUUUGAAUAUGACGGAAUUUGUAAAUUUUAUAUUGAUUGUAUUUCUGCCCUUUUGGAUCACUUCUCUGUUCCCCACCACCACCCCCCUUCCAUCUCCCAGCAAUUUAGCUGAGAACAUUUUCAUUUCAUAAAUCUUAUGGCCUAGUUGGUCAUUGCUUCUCUAUACCAGGACACUCAUAGGAAACUAAAUGUUCUGUUGUCACUGAGGAUAUUGACAAGUCACCUGCUUGGUACAAGUGUUUAGAGCUUGGGCAGACUUAAGUAUUAGUGUUCUGCACAUUCCAGAAUUUUGUCUGCUGCUUCUUAAAGUCUUAGUACUAGUGUUUCUGGAGAACACAGACACAGUCUCUUUGACUUUUAUUCACUCACAUUUCUUUCAUUUAUUUUUGGUCAUACUAGGCAGUGCUAUAUCCUCUCCAGGCUUGAUUGUCAGGGCUCACACCUAGUGGGACUUGGGGGAACAUAUGCAGAGCAGGCAGGGGUUCAAACCACUGUCAUGGCACAACUGCAUGCAAGCAAGUACCUUAACCUCUGUAUUCUCUGACCCACAGAAAUUUCUUAAGCCUAAAAAAGGGAAAUGAAUUCUAAAUGGUUCAUUAUUGUACAAAUUGUGAGUCCAUUGGUUUAUUUAGAGGUAGCAGUCCGUAACUUCAAUAACUCCCUUAAAAUUAGAAACUGUUGAGAAAUAUAAAAUAAUGAAGAAACUUAGGUUAUAUAUCUCCUUACAAAUAUUGAAUUGCUACUUAUAUGAAGAAUUAAAAAUAUAAGAUUAUUUUUAAAUAAUAGAUUGUCCUGUUUUUCUCUUCAUAUAGAAGAUGCUAUAUGCAAAUGAAAUUCUAAAAUUCAUA